AUCAAUUUGUGUUUGUGUGUGUUUGUCAGAUGGCACUAUCAGGAUGGAUCUGUGUGGUGACUGGUGCUUCCAGAGGAAUUGGAAGAGGUAUUGCCCUUCAGUUAUCCAAGGCUGGCGCUACAGUGUACAUCACCGGUUGACAGGAGAAAACUCUGAAGCAGACAGCAGCUGAGGUGACCGAGAGAGGUGGCCGAUGUCUCCCAGUGGUCUGUGACUCAUCUAAAGAGGAUGAAAUCAAGGAACUGUUUGAACGUAUCCAGCGUGAGCAAAACGGCAGACUUGACUUGUUGGUGAAUAAUGCCUAUGCAGGUGUACAGGCUAUUAUGGACAACUUGAACAAGAAAUUCUGGGAGGUGGAUCCAGAUGUUUGGGACACAAUCAACAACACUGGACUCAGGGGUCACUAUUUCUGCUCAGUGUAUGCUGCUCGGAUGAUGGUGGCUCAGGGCAAAGGCUUGAUUGUGUUCAUAUCAUCCAUGGGUGGUCUGCGCUAUCUCUUUAAUGUAUCCUAUGGGGUCGGCAAAGCUGCAUGUGACAGAAUGGCAGCAGACAUGGCAAUAGAGCUGAAGAAGAAAGGUGUGGUUUCUGUAAGCCUCUGGCCAGGGGCAGUUCAGACUGAGUUAAUUAAUCAGUAUAUGUCUCGUGGUGAGGGUCCUCUAGGAUUUGAUCCAAAAUUCAAGGAAAUGUUCAGUAAAGGUGAAACGACGGAGUUUAGUGGACGAUGCAUAGUUGAGCUGGCCAAAGAUAAAAGUCUGAUGUCAAUGACUGGGCAAGUGUUGAUGACCUGUGACCUCGCUCACCGCUAUGGACUCAAGGAUGUUGAUGGUCGCAGUGUAGUGGACUACACCUCUCUGAAGUUCCUCAUUUCGCAAGUACCCUAUGUGUCCUGGCUGUCUGUAUUCACUCCUUCAUUCAUCAGAGUGCCUCGUUCCAUGCUGAGUCUUGGCAGUGGCAAAUUCUAACAUGCCUUGAUGCAGACGCUGUGGCUAUUUUUGGUAAUUCUGUCAUUUUUUGAAAUAAAUAA
This is a messenger RNA of Sinocyclocheilus anshuiensis, 1024 nucleotides long. Its product is annotated as dehydrogenase/reductase SDR family member 1-like. The record is from RefSeq and is a predicted model, not a curated record. The transcript is spliced from 8 exons. Bases 324 to 962 code for a protein of 212 amino acids. Lineage: Eukaryota; Metazoa; Chordata; Actinopteri; Cypriniformes; Cyprinidae.